Messenger RNA from Megalobrama amblycephala (Wuchang bream), 2074 nucleotides. RefSeq names its product homeobox A13b (gene hoxa13b). The coding region runs from base 503 to 1372 and encodes 289 amino acids. The transcript has 2 exons. Gene Ontology annotation, molecular function: RNA polymerase II cis-regulatory region sequence-specific DNA binding; DNA-binding transcription factor activity, RNA polymerase II-specific. Lineage: Eukaryota; Metazoa; Chordata; Actinopteri; Cypriniformes; Xenocyprididae. The record is from RefSeq and is a predicted model, not a curated record. Gene Ontology annotation, biological process: regulation of transcription by RNA polymerase II.
AUACAAAAUAGAUGGUGCUUGAAACGCACCAACUAAAAAAAAUAAAUAAGCUAUCCGCGUUAGCUUUUUUUUUUACUUUUAACAGUAUUUUCAUAACAGAAUAGCCUAUGAUAUUUACGAUUUUGCAAUUUUACUAUUAAAAUGUAUACUUCUAGGCUAGAUAAAGGUAGCUGCGUAAAAUGUAGUCCCAUUGCGCAAUGGAAUGCCACUUGGUUUCCUCUUUAGGAUAAAGCUUAUCACCAGAAUCUUUAUAGGUAUUUUUGACCAAAUCCCUCCACUUUGUUUCAGUUCAGUGCAGUAUGUUUGUCUUGCUAGAUCGGCGUUAUCUCCAGUUUAGACGUUUAUCAGCCUCUUUGCAUGUCACGUGCCUCCGCUCGUCCAAUAAUAGUUGGAUCUUGACGCACACGGGACGCAUGGGUAUCUGUUACUCCACUGAUCCACUGCUUCUCUUUCAGUCUUGGGGAAUUCUAAAAGAGCUGGUAGGCUCCAUGUAGGGCGUGCUAUGACAGCGUCUUUACUCCUCCAUUCCCGCUGGAUUGACCCGGUGAUGUUUCUCUAUGACAACGGCUUGGAUGAUAUGAGCAAAAACAUGGAAGGAUUUGUGGGAGGCAAUUUUGCUGCUAAUCAGUGCAGGAAUCUUAUUGCCCACCCGUCUUCUCUGGCCCCGAGCACAACCUACUCGUCGAGUGAGGUGCCAGGGUCGGGCAUGGGAGAACCUGUCAAACAAUGCAGUCCGUGUUCAGCCGUGCAAAAUUCUCCCAGUGCUUCUUUGCCCUAUGGAUAUUUUGGCGGCAGCUACUACCCGUGUAGGAUGCCCAAGUCUUGCACGCAGCCCACCUCCUAUGGGGAAAAAUACAUGGACACGUCUGUUUCUGGAGAGGAGUUCUCUUCUCGUGCUAAGGAAUUUGCCUUCUACCAGGGUUACUCGUCUGGCCCUUACCAGCCUGUACCGAGUUAUCUUGACGUGCCAGUCGUACCUGCGCUGAGCGCCCCUGCGGAGCCACGACACGAGUCUCUUCUGCCUGUUGAAACGUACCAGCCCUGGGCAAUCACGAACGGAUGGAGUAGUCCGGUGUACUGCCCAAAAGAUCAAACACAGUCAAACACCUUAUGGAAAUCGUCUAUUCAAGAUACUGUGUCAGGUACGGAUGGAGCGUCAGUGCGUCGAGGGAGAAAGAAGCGGGUUCCCUACACCAAGGUUCAAUUGAAGGAACUAGAACGAGAAUAUGCCACAAAUAAGUUCAUCACUAAAGACAAACGAAGAAGGAUAUCUGCUCACACAAACCUGACCGAGCGACAAGUGACCAUCUGGUUUCAAAACAGGCGGGUGAAAGAGAAGAAAGUGGUCAACAAGUACAAGGGCAUCAGUUAAGGUCUGAAAUUUUUUAAAAACUGAAAUACCAAAGGGGUAUAAAUGGAAGGACCUUCGACAUUAUUUAUUCUGAAAUCCAUUCCAUCAUCUGUUCCACUUCACGAGACUAUUGCGGAGAUGCGCAGGAGGGAAAAUGUAGCUGUGUACAUAUUACCAAUACACUGACAUUGAUAAAAGCGAAGAUACUGCUCAAGAACAAUGUACCUAUAUUCACCACCUGAUUUCCUUUCUUUUGAAUCUAUAAUGUCUUUGACAGAAAGACGUGGGAGGAAUGUAAAUUCACAGUGAAAGAAAAUCAGUGAAGUAAACAGACAAACCCAUGGCAAUUCGUGUAUUUUUUAUUUUUAUUUUUACACAUCAUCACGUUUCCAUAAAAACAACUGUACAUUUCAGACUGUGGAUUCGCAUAUGUGCUAACUGUACACUAAAUUUACCCCAAGACUGUUCUGAACUUUUCUUUUUCUUUUUUAACCCCAUACGCACAUUUGUAAAUACAAAGUCGCUUUCAGGCUCCUGCGAAAUAUACAAAUUCUCAUGUGUUACUGCAGACAGUAUGCAAAUAAAACUCCACAUAUUAAGUGAUGUAUUUCAAUAUUUGUAUCUAUAAUUAUUCCUAAUGUCAACAUUUCUUGCCAAAAUGUUUAUCAUAAACAUAACCUAUAUUAAAUCAUCUAUUUAUUUUUAAUGUAGCAAUUUAUAUAG